AUGGGGUCGGACUGUGAUGAAUCAGAUACAGCGGCGGAAUUCACGGCAUCAGGGCAAGAUUCCACUCCAAAUGAAUCACCACGUGCAGGAGAGUUGGAUGAACGUUCGAUUGAGGUUGAGGCCUGCACGCAGGCUCUCAACGUAGAAGUUCCUGAACAUCUCCCUUCCCCUGAAGAGCUUAUUCAAAGGGGCCAAUAUCUUGUCGACUGUCCCAGCUGGCUUGCCUUUCUGGGAGAAGAUAAACGGUUGCAAUAUUCCAAUCACUUUAUCAGUCGAAAUGACAAAAUCUGGGAACUCAUUUCAACAGAAAUACGCUAUGUGGAUUUGCUCGUGAUGAUAAGGGAUGUAUACUUGAAAGCCUUCCCACCAAGACGUGAGGACUCGCUGAAUCUGAACGAGAACCUCUUUCCUCAUUUGGAUGAAGUGCUGAAGAGUCAUACACUCCUCCUCUGCUACAUGCUGGAGGCUCAUAAUGCCAGAACGGACCAUAUUACCAACAAUCUUGGACAGUGCUUCAUCAAGACUGUAAAUAGCAUUAUGAUAGCAUGUUACCGGUUUUGA
Hydatigera taeniaeformis is the source of this 561-nucleotide messenger RNA. The record is from the annotation of a GenBank genome assembly. NCBI's taxonomy places the organism in Eukaryota, Metazoa, Platyhelminthes, Cestoda, Cyclophyllidea, Taeniidae.